Trifolium pratense (red clover) is the source of this 1041-nucleotide messenger RNA. RefSeq names its product nodulation protein H-like. The record is from RefSeq and is a predicted model, not a curated record. The transcript has 6 exons. Lineage: Eukaryota; Viridiplantae; Streptophyta; Magnoliopsida; Fabales; Fabaceae. Bases 1 to 1041 code for a protein of 346 amino acids.
AUGGAUGGACUCGCACUUGAGGAGGAGAUUGUUGCGACAAGUGACACACUAGAUAUAAAAUCAACAAAGAAAUUUCCAUUAACAUUGAGGUUGGUGAUUUUAGCUAUUGCAUUGGUUUGUGUAAUAUACAUUUGCUCAAUUUGUUUAGAGCUAAAAGGUAUCAGCACAAAUUCAAAGUUCUUAGGAAUCAGUGUCUUCAAGCAACCAUGUCCUCGUCCUUCAGAUGUACAAGAAUGGGAACUUCCCUAUUUGCAUUAUCCAGAACCCAAAACUUAUAGCAGAGACGAAUGUAGUUGCAAUCCUGUUCGGUAUUUUUGCAUCGUAUCAAUGCAAAGAUCUGGGAGUGGCUGGUUUGAGACAUUCUUGAACAGUCAUAUUAACGUAAGCUCCAAUGGAGAAAUAUUUUCUGUUAGCAAAAGAAGGGAAAACGUUUCUUUAAUUUUGAAGACGAUGGAUGAAGUUUAUAAUCUUGAUUGGUUCACUAGUGCUUCCAAAAAUGAGUGCUCUGCUGCUGUUGGCUUCAAAUGGAUGCUUAAUCAGGGUUUGAUGGAUCAUCAUAAAGAAAUAGUGGAAUACUUGGAGCAGAAACAAGUUUCUGCAAUAUUCUUGUUCAGAAGAAAUUUGCUGCGUAGAAUGGUAUCUGUACUAGCCAAUACUUAUGACAAAGAUUUUAAGCUAUUGAAUGGAACACAUAAGUCUCAUGUGCACUCUACAAUGGAGGCUACAAUUCUUGCAAAGUACAAGCCACAAAUCAAUGUCACGUUAUUGAUACCAGAGCUAAAGAAAACAGAGGAGACAGUUGCAAAAGCUGUAGCAUAUUUUAAGAACAUCCGGCACGUUGUUCUUUACUACGAGGAUCUUGUCAACAACCGUACGAAAUUGAAGGAUGUACAAGAAUUUCUGAGGGUGCCAUACAGAGAACUGGAGAGUCGUCAAGUGAAGAUACAUACCGCCCCAUUAUCAAUGCAAAUUGAAAACUGGGAUGAAGUCCAAAAAGUGCUUACCGGGACACCAUAUGAGAGUUUUCUCUACAAUGACUAA